Molecule: messenger RNA, 2239 nt
Organism: Owenia fusiformis
Lineage: Eukaryota; Metazoa; Annelida; Polychaeta; Sabellida; Oweniidae
Source: the annotation of a GenBank genome assembly
GAUACACUUGUAUGACGCUAUAUAGAUCCGGAGAUCAAUAAUUCGUUUCGAGACAAUAAACGGAAAAUACCUUCACUGAACUGACAACAGAACGUUAUUAGAGAUGGACAACGAUUUAACAACUACAAUAAUGGAGAACUAAGCCAGUCAUAGGAUGCAAAGACAGAUGGAAGACAACUCCUGACAACUCGAAUAUUAAAGGAAGUAUACUGCCUGGAUUCUAACGAAAGAUUAAAGUUCAAUAAUAAAAAGAAAAGGAAUACAGAGCAUGGGACUAUAAAAUCAUUUCCACUCAAUGACGCUACAUGUACAUAGAUGAACCCGAGAAUUGCAUUUUGAUAAAGAAACCUGGAAAAAGUAAUUUAAAUCAAGAAAAGUAGAAAAUAGACCGAUGUUAGAUAUAAUAUCUGGAUUAUAAAAUCAAUCAUAACAAUUGAACUAGUUUAUUGAUUAUAUUGGUUAUAUUGACUGAACUAGUUUGAUUCCAUCAACAUGAGUGACAUCUGGGAGAACGAUGAACUCAUAGAAAAGAUGAGGACCCUCAAGCCAGAAAUGCAGGAGGCUUUUCUACAUGCAGUGGAGCAGCUAUAUGCCAAAGAGAGUGUGGUGAUGCUCGGCUUCAUACAUGAGAGCAGGAAUGAACUAAAAAUGACUGGCAAUGAGAUAAGAGCCGAACAAGAAAAACUGCGUGGUACUUCUGCAGCGAUAGCCCGUGAACGACUCUCCAGCGGUAAAUCAUCAGGCUCAGAGACGAGUCGCCCAAUGAGUAGUCGUGGUAAGUCCCCAGCCCCACGUCCAGACUCCCGCCUGGAGCUACCACCUAAACAAGGCAAAGAACCUAAACGUCCAUAUCCUGGAAGAAUGACUCCCCAUGAGCGUCACUCAGCUCGACAUUCUCGCAAUGCUGAAAAUGAACACAAGGUGGCGGCCACAUUCCAUGUCCAAUCAGAAGAAUCACCAAAAACAAGAAGUCCUAGAAGACCUAGGAGUCGAACUGAACCACCUGUUAAACUGGUUGGCAAGUUGAAACCUUUAAAAUCAAAAAAUAAAAAUGACAAUGAAGUAGUAGAACCAGAACGAACAAUAACACCAGUUCUACCUAAACCAGAGCAUGCAAUACACGAGCCAGUUAUACAAGCUAAGCCAGGUCACGCCCGGGCAAGUACUGAACCAGGAAGUAAACCAAAUCGUACCUCUAACUCCACCCACACUGCUGUAUUUAAUGCAGGAAGUGCAAAUGCAAAUCCAACUUCACGUGGAGACAAUCGGCAACUCAGUCGUAGCCAUAAUGAAAUGACAUUCCAUAAUCCAGAAUAUCUUCGUGCCGACACGCUGUCACCAUAUAAUGGUAUGCCCCAGAGGGACGGGACCAAUCUAAGUAUGAGGGCAGUGGAACUAGAGAUGGCUAUACCAGGGACACCUAUACCUGGAGGUGAACGCAAAGCACCUGCCGAUGUCAAUAAAUAUUAUGAAGAGGAGAGGGACAAAAUGAUGAGCAGCCUGGACAACCACAAUGUGCAGUUUGAGAAUGAGAGGCAAAGGCAGGCAGAGAUCAUAAAACAGAAGAGGGCCAAGAAACAGGAAAAGAGGGAUAAGGCCUAUGAACUUCUUCAUCAAGCUGCACAGAGAGAAAAUACUAUUGUCCAAGAGCAGGAAAGGCAGCGUGAGCAAAUGAAAGAAAAAAUAGCCCAGAAGCGAGAAAAAUCAGCGACAAGAAAUCGUGCAGAAGUUGAGCUUCAUCAGGCCCCAGAUGACAUGGUUCUAUCAAGAAAUACUGAACAACCAUCAGAGCCACCUAUCAGUAAGAAAGAAAAGAAGAAAAAGAAACAACUUGAGGAAAAAUACCAAAUUAUAGAAAUUGAUAACAAUAACAUCGAAGAAGAUGCUGAGAAAAAGGUGAAGAAAAAGAAGAAGAAGGACAAGAAAGGAGAGCAGGAAAAUGGUGAGGUUAUUGAGACUGUUAUUGAUGAAGAGAAGAAAAAGAAGAAGAAACGGAAAGAAAAGGAGGCAGCCACUGAACUUGUCUCUAUUGCUUAGCUAAUAAAAGACAAUAUUGAGAUCAAUACACUGCCAAUCUCAAACAGCACCAUAGAGCAUUGUUUAUGAAACAGUACUGGACAGCAUUGUAAAAACAGUACUGUACAUCGCUGUUUUCUGAAACAGUGCUGUACAGCGCAGUGCUUAAACAGCUCUGUUCAGUACUGUUUACAGCGCUGCAAGAUGAUGUUGCAGAUUGGGG